Panicum virgatum (switchgrass) is the source of this 1607-nucleotide messenger RNA. RefSeq names its product patatin-like protein 1. Bases 45 to 1400 code for a protein of 451 amino acids. Gene Ontology annotation, molecular function: monoacylglycerol lipase activity; glycerophospholipase activity. The record is from RefSeq and is a predicted model, not a curated record. Gene Ontology annotation, biological process: lipid metabolic process. Lineage: Eukaryota; Viridiplantae; Streptophyta; Magnoliopsida; Poales; Poaceae. The transcript is spliced from 4 exons.
UCAGCCAGUCCCAAGGACCGGCUAUAGCUAGUAUAGAGGGAACAAUGGAAGUCCAGACCACCAUCCCCGUCCUGGCGAACCAGGAGAGGGUUCUCACGGUGCUGAGCAUCGACGGCGGCGGCAUUCGUGGCCUCAUCCCGGCCACCAUCUUAGCUCGCCUCGAGGCCCUGCUCCAAGAGAAAGAUGGGCCGAAUGCUAGGAUCGCCGACUACUUCGACGUGGUCGCCGGGACCAGCACCGGCGGGCUAAUCGCCGCGAUGCUGAUGGCGCCAGGCAAGGACAAGCGGCCGCUCUUGGCCGCCAAGGACAUCAGCCAGUUCUACCUUGACAACGGCCCCAAGAUCUUCGCACAGAAAGGGAAUGCGGUGAAGAUUUUUGCGAGGGGCGGCCCCAAGUACGACGGCGAGUUCCUGCACGAGAAGAUCAGGAGCCUCCUCCAGGAAACGAAGGUGGCCGACACGCUGAGCCACGUCGUCAUGCCGACGUUCGACGUUAACCGGAUGCAGCCCAUCCUGUUCAACUCGUUCGAGGCCGAGCGGGAGGCGCACAAGAACCCGCGCCUCGCCGAUGUCUGCAUCGCCACGUCGGCGGCGCCCACCUACCUCCCCGCGCACAGCUUCACGACCCAGGGCGCCGGCGGCGAGCCCCACGUGUUCGAGCUCGUCGACGGCGGCGUCGCGGCCAACAACCCCACCAUGGCCGCCAUGUCCCUCCUCACCAUGGAGAUGAUCCGUCUCCGCCGGCAGCUGGAGGGCAAGGACGGCGGCCUCGUGCCCGGCCUCCCUAGCACGAGGAAAGCUGAGACGACUAACCCGACCACGAAGGGCUCUGCUGAGAAUGACCCCACCACGGCCACCAUGGCCGCUUUGAUCGCCAUGGAGAAGGAGAAGGGGAAGCUGACCCGCAUGAGCAGGCAGGACGCAGAGGCUGGCGUGUACCGAAACAUCCUCGUGCUCUCCGUCGGGACGGGGAUCGCCAAGCAGUCGCACAGGUACACCGCGGCGGAUUGCAACAGGUGGAACCUGCUCAACUGGAUCACCAACGACGGGUUCAACCCGCUCAUCGACUUCUUCUCCAACGCCAGCGCCGACAUGGUCGACAUCCACGCCGAGAUGCUCUUCGAGCUCCUCGACUGCGAGAAGAACUACCUUCGCAUCCAGACUGAAACACUGGAGGGAGAGACGGCGUUGGUGGACUGUGCGACCGAGAAGAACAUGGCCGAGCUGAUCAAGAUUGGCAAUGGCCUGCUCAAGGAGAAGGUGGCGAGGGUGAACAAGUACACGGGGAUGUACGAGCCCGUGGCAGGCGCGUCCACCAAUGAGCAGGCACUCAAGGAGUUGGCCGGGAAGCUCUCCGAGGAACGCAGGAUUCGCCAGGCUGCUACUGCCCCCGGCAAGUGAACGUGUUCUCUGGCGUCUAUCUGGAGGCAGGUGAAAUAAAUAAAGAAGAGUCGGACACUAAUCAGUCAACCUGUAAUAAGUCAUCCUUACCGAGUGUGCGGCGACCGAAAAAUAAACCAACAUCGUCUUUUAUAAUUCUGAAAAGUAAAAGAUUGCUAUAUAUGGUUAUGUAGGCAAAUAUAGCCAAAUCUAUGAACGUUUGUAUUG